Molecule: messenger RNA, 1065 nt
Organism: Fusarium vanettenii 77-13-4
Lineage: Eukaryota; Fungi; Ascomycota; Sordariomycetes; Hypocreales; Nectriaceae
Exons: 4
Coding region: 1-1065 (354 amino acids)
Source: RefSeq, a predicted model, not a curated record
AUGGGCACAAGACGACAACUCUCGUGGAGAGCAGCCUUUGCUCUUAUUCCUUUUUUUUCUCUAUCACUUCUAUUACUCUCCUAUGUGGGCUUUCCCCAUAGUUCCCAUCUGAAUCCUCGAGCCUCUGCUACAGAUCACCAUGAUGCGGUUGAUAACCUUACCAAGCGCGCCACCGACUUAUACGAGCCGGCCCGCGAGAAGGGAGCCAAACUGCAUUGUCUAAUGGGCAUGUCUAAGGCAGAUGCUAAGGCUGCCAAUGGGGGAGCUUCGUUAGAGUCGCCGAUAUACCUACAGACAGACCUUUUGCCGGAGACAGAAGGUUGGAAAUACGCGGACUCAAAAGUUUACUUCGCAAGCUACUUAAAUGAAGCUUUGGCUGCACUCAACAUCCCCAGAGAGUUUCACCAUCAUACCUGGAAGCAUCUAGAGUCAACGGAAAUCUACGAUGAUCCGACCUGGUUCGUUGAUGACAAUGCUGAGCCAAACUUCAAUUCCCAGCCAGGCCAGGCCUCGUUGGCAUCUUUUGCCAACUCGUUUAUUUUAGAUCCUGGCGUGAUCAUUGCUGAUAAGAACCUCGGGGUCGCUGAAGCUAUGAAACAGAAUCUCAUUAACCCAAAUUCUCUCACGACGCAUAUCAAAAAGUGGAGUGAUAUGGCGUGGAUACAGUGGUUUAAUACCUGUAAAUUUCAAGAAGGGGAUGUCACAACUCUCAAGUAUAUCAUUCGCUCUUGGAUUACAAACCACACCACUCUAUCAUUGAUAUUCGAAGCCAUUCUCAAUAAGAACGACAAGGAUGGCAAGGGAACAAGGAUCGGCCGGUGGAACGAAAGGAUAACCCUUACCGUCGACGACAACCCAGACGAAUUCCACGCUAUACUUGGUAGCCCCAACGGAGCAGGAUCGGCCUACUUGUUGAUUAAUCACAAAGACAAACUGGGGGUUAGGGUUAUUAAUAAGGUUGAUAUAUUUGUUCCUAAUAUUGGCUUUGAUGUGGAAGGAACUACAGUGGACAAAGACCUUGAAGCAAGGAAGGUUAUGCUUUUGUUUCAUAUAACCAAGGUUUAG